Arachis duranensis is the source of this 1703-nucleotide messenger RNA. RefSeq names its product probable inactive purple acid phosphatase 28. The record is from RefSeq and is a predicted model, not a curated record. NCBI's taxonomy places the organism in Eukaryota, Viridiplantae, Streptophyta, Magnoliopsida, Fabales, Fabaceae. Gene Ontology annotation, cellular component: cytoplasm. Gene Ontology annotation, molecular function: hydrolase activity, acting on ester bonds. Bases 132 to 1337 code for a protein of 401 amino acids. The transcript is spliced from 3 exons.
GACCAAAAACAGGGUAACAGAAACUGUUUGCCAAUAACUACCAGAUAAACAUAUGGUUUUGGGAGCGUUCCGUUGGAGUCGGAGAGGUGACCGAUAGCAAAGCAGGCACUCUGCAAAUCACAUUCACAGUGAUGGAUCCUUACACAAAGCAUCAUCAGAACCGCAAAAACUCUCUCUUCUAUCUCUUGUUGGUGCUGGCAGCCGCUCACCUGCUCUCUCGCAAGCUCUACCUCGACGGAGACGAAACAGUGCGCGUCAAGAAGGUCGCCGAUCUCCCCCUUCGCUUCCGUUCCGACGGAACCUUCAAGAUCCUUCAGGUGGCGGACAUGCACUACGGCAUCGGCAAGGUCACUCGCUGCCGAGACGUCUUGUCCUCCGAGUUCGAUUUCUGCUCCGAUCUCAACACCACUCAGUUUCUCGAGCGCAUCAUUCGCGCCGAGAAUCCUGAUUUCAUUGCCUUCACUGGGGAUAACAUAUUUGGAUCAAGUACACCUGAUGCUGCAGAAUCUCUUAGUAAGGCCUUUGGUCCUGCCAUGGAGUCGGGCAUUCCUUGGGCAGCAGUCCUGGGGAACCAUGACCAUGAAUCAUCUAUGAAUCGGGAAGAAUUAAUGAGCUUCAUGUCCCUUAUGGAUUAUUCUGUCUCUCAAAUCAAUCCAUCAUUUGAUGGUCUCACUAGAACUACUAAAGGUGGUGUGACAACUAAAAUUGAUGGCUUUGGGAAUUAUAACAUAAAAGUAUAUGGUGCUCCAGGUUCCACGAUGGCAAACAGUAGCAUUUUGAAUCUUUUCUUUCUUGACAGUGGAGGAAGGGCUUUCUAUCAGGGAUUUCGAACAUAUGAGGGUAUAAGGGAAUCUCAACUUAAUUGGCUCCAGGGGCAAAAACAGGAUCCUCUUAAUCCAAGUGAGGAUAUUCCCCUUGGCAAACCACCAGCACUUGCAUUUUUCCAUAUUCCGAUCCCAGAAAUUCCACAGCUGUGGUACAAAAAGAUUGUUGGCCAAUUUCAAGAGGCCGUAGCUUGUCCAAGAGUGAACUCAGGGGCCUUGAAGACCUUUGUCUCCAUGGGAGAUGUGAAGGCUGUGUUCAUGGGCCAUGACCACACGAAUGAUUUCUGCGGAAACUUGGAUGGGAUAUGGUUUUGUUAUGGUGGUGGCUUUGGAUACCAUGCCUAUGGGAAGCCUGGUUGGCCAAGGAGAGCAAGGAUCAUCAUGGCUGAACUUAAGAAGGGAAAGAAUUCCUGGAUGGGUGUGGAGAGAAUCAAGACAUGGAAACGCCUUGAUGAUAAGAAACUGAUCAAGAUCGAUGAACAAAUCCUGUGGGAUCAACGGCUGUCAAGAUGACCAUGCUACGCCGGAAGUUCUCGCCGACUGAGCCACAUGAAGAGUACCAGAUUGUGUGUCUGACUUUCUUCUUGAAAAGACUGUUACUCUUUAGUGGUCUUUGUAUCUCUCCGUUCAUUGUUGUGUAAUCCAUCUUACUGUCAUGGUUUCGGACCACCUAUACGAGGUACAUGUAGCCUUUCCACUUGAGUUGGAAAGUUGACUCUAGUUUAUUUUUCCCUUCCGCUCUACUCUCUCCAUCAAUAUUGUAAUUCUUGUAGGUCGUUAGUUACUAUAGAGUGGAAGACAAUUAGACAAAGGCCAGAUGCAUUGUGUUAAGUGUUAACAGUACUAGAAUGGAAUUAGAAAUUCAAACUACUUGUGAUA